Molecule: messenger RNA, 1400 nt
Organism: Lactuca virosa
Lineage: Eukaryota; Viridiplantae; Streptophyta; Magnoliopsida; Asterales; Asteraceae
Source: the annotation of a GenBank genome assembly
AUCGUUUCUCUCUCUAAAUCUCUCUCUAAAAAGUCAGCGCCUUGGUUUCUCUCUCUAAAAACCUGCAUAAAAGUCAAACAAUGGAGGUUGAUUGGGACUUGCAUGCGGUGGUCAGAGCCUGUUGCUCCACCGCCGCCUCCUCCUCCUCCGCCGCUUCAACCGCCACCACAUCGACCGCUACCGCUGGAGCUCCAGCUUGGCCUGUGGAUGCUUACAAUCAACAAAAAUCAAGUUUUCAAGAUGAAAAUUUCAUGGGGUUUUUUCCAGAUCCAUUUCAAAGAAGAAAUGACAACAGUAUUGAACAGUUUUUGAAUGAUCUUAACAACCCCCUACACUUUCCAAAACUACAGAAACCACCUCUAUCUCCACAGAGUUUGCCAAUCUCACCUCUCUCGGUUCUUGGAGGAUUACAAGAUCCACCACUCCAACACCACCACCACCAGCAACAGCAGCAGCAACAGCCAAAACAACUUCAGGAAAAACAGCAAUCUUUUGGUAUAUCUAGAUGUACAACUUCUAAUGCACAAAGUACAAGGUCAAAGAAAAGGAAGAAUCAGAUGAAAAGGGUCUGUCAAGUCCCCGCUGAGGGAUUAUCCUCCGAUAUAUGGUCUUGGAGAAAAUAUGGUCAAAAACCCAUCAAAGGUUCUCCAUAUCCAAGGGGAUAUUAUAGAUGUAGUACUUCAAAGGGUUGUUUGGCCCGAAAACAAGUGGAGCGAAAUAGAUCCGACCCGGAUAUGUUCAUCGUCACCUACACCGGCGAACACAGCCACCCAGUUCCGACACACCGCAAUUCUUUAGCGGGCAGCACCAGAAACAAACCCACCACUUCCGGCGACGAAGAUAGUACCACUAAAACCAACAAACAAACUUCAUCUCCGCCGGUAUCUCCCCCCGCCAGCCAGUCUCCGACCACAGAAAAGGCGGAGGAUAAUGAUACCGAUGAUGACAACUUUGAUAUGGUGAUGGGAGGACGACUUCUUUGAAGGAUUAGAUGAGCUUGUCGGUCCAGUUAUUCCGGUGACAUCAACGGCAUCUCCACCUUUCCCAUGGUUAUCAAACAAUGUCGCCACCACAAGCACCACCGCAGCUGGCGGUAGUUGACUUUUACAGGGUUGUGACGUUUGCAUGAUGACAUGAUAUGCGUUUCUUCCUGCUGACUUUUCAUAGUGUUUCUUUUUGUUCUUUUUUACUUUUUAGAGAGAGAAAAAGAAGGGAGAGAGAUAGUAAAAAUAGGCCUUUGCCAAGAUAAUCUUUAAACCAUUAAAGGGUUGUACCAUAUGCAUUAACCUCUGUACAUUGUGUUCGCAUAUGUCUUUCGUUUUUCUUUUAGGCAAUUGGGUAUCAAACCCUUUUGUGGCUUAAAGAAUAUUGUCCCUUUACAAUGAACUUUUGUACAUGGU